Pseudomassariella vexata is the source of this 1351-nucleotide messenger RNA. RefSeq names its product Alpha/Beta hydrolase protein. The record is from RefSeq and is a predicted model, not a curated record. NCBI's taxonomy places the organism in Eukaryota, Fungi, Ascomycota, Sordariomycetes, Amphisphaeriales, Pseudomassariaceae. Gene Ontology annotation, molecular function: hydrolase activity. The transcript has 4 exons. Bases 1 to 1146 code for a protein of 381 amino acids.
AUGAUACUCGGCCCAGUUUCCUAUAUCGACUGCAUCGUGUUCUGCUGCUUCCUCACACCACAACUGCUGAUUCACGUCGGCCUCAUCAAGACUGUCGGUGUUGUGCUACAGUGCCUUCCAUUCUUAUGUGGUCCAUUUGUUCAGGUCGCGUCUCCGUUUGAGGACUUUGUGAUCCGCUGUGUUCGAUAUGCAUUCGCCCAUAUACCGCCGCAAGUCGGUCGGGUCUUCUUCUUGAAGGCCGUGGCUCUGCCGUUUAUCAGGUUCAGAAUGUUGCGCCAUGGGUAUAUAAGGACUCCUGCGCACUGGCAUGAAUUCCAAGAUAAGCACUUCAAAGGCAUAUGGAUCAUUAAGGAUCCGAUGAAGAAACCGGAUGUUUGCGUCUACUACGCGCACGGUGGUGGGUUUGCAAUGGGUUCCUCUUACUUCUACCUCGAGUUCCUCCUGACCUGGCUGUCUAUACUCGGUGAAAGUGGGUACACCAAUCCAGCCAUCUUCGCGCUGGAAUACACACUCGUCCCAGACAGUUGCUUCCCAACCCAAGUGGAGGAGGCCAUCGCCGGCUACAAUCAUGUGCUUGCAAUAGUGCAAAAUCCAUCCAGAGUCUGUGUAAGCGGAGACUCGGCAGGCGCAGCUGUGAUCUUGAGCUUGCUGCUGCAUCUAGCCAACCUGGACUGGGACUCCGACAAAAUGAACGGGACGGGUUCUUGGCGGCUUGCGAAACCCAGGUUGUGCGUGCUCAUCUCCCCUUGGGUUACGCUUAUUUCGCCAAAACAUCGGAACACCGCGAGCGACUACCUCGAAGAUGGGAACCUGCAUCAUUAUGCACGGCAGUACGCCGGCAAGAAGGUCCCGACAGAUGAUCCUCUGAUCUCGCCGGGAAACUGCGGUGACGCGAGCUGGUGGGAAAGAGCCUGUCCUCCAGGAGGCAUACACUUUGCGUACGGCGCAGAAGAGGUAUUCGCACCAGAAGUUAGGGGCCUGAUUGAGUUUUUGGACUCGAACAGUGUAAAUGUCAGUAGCAAGGAGGAACCAGGCGGCAUACAUGCUUGGCCUGUUGCCUCGCUAUUUUUGAGCACAUCGCCCGAAAGUAGGCAGAAGGGACUCAGAAGUCUGGUGGAGAAAAUAAAGGAGAGCAUAAAGCCGUAAUCGGAAAUAGAUGUAUAAAUGUAGUUGUAGUGCGUCGAGCAUAUGUAACACUACGAGCAAGAUAACUUCAUAUUGUCAUGUCAGAUUAGAUCAAGUAAACCUUCAUCGACCCCGAUAAUGGAAGACGAGAAACCAUAAUACUGGAGUAUUCGGCUUCUGAACCCCAAGGUUGGUCUCCGGAAUUUUAAAAGCUCUUUGAUUUUUU